Molecule: messenger RNA, 2610 nt
Organism: Vicia faba (fava bean)
Lineage: Eukaryota; Viridiplantae; Streptophyta; Magnoliopsida; Fabales; Fabaceae
Source: the annotation of a GenBank genome assembly
AUGGGGUUUUUGUUGAAAGAAGGUUUGAAGAGUCUUUGUGGUAGGAAUCAAUGGUGUUAUGCUGUUUUUUGGAAGAUCGGUUGCAAUAAUUCCAAGCUGUUAAUCUGGGAAGAUUGCUACUAUGAACCAUUGCCAUCUCGUUACCUUCCACAAGUCGCUGGAACGUCGAACUUGCCGUACCGAGAUAGGGAAGGAUGUUGGUUUUCUUCGGAUUCUCAGCUAAGGAUUCAAGAGGAUGACAGAGUUUGUUCAUUGAUUAACAAAAUGAUGGUGAAUAAUUCGGUUAAUGUUGCCGGUCAAGGGAUACUCGGACGGGCGGCGUUCACAGGAAAUCAUCAGUGGAUUGUUUUGAACAAUUUCAUCAAAGACGCGUAUCCACCAGAGGUAUUAACCGAAUUGCAUUGCCAAUUUUCAGCCGGAAUGCAGACAGUGGCGGUUAUUCCCGUGCUUCCCCAUGGUGUUGUUCAACUCGGUUCUUUCUUGCCGAUAAUGGAGAAUAUCCCAUUUGUGAAUGAUGUGAAGAACUUGAUCUUUCAAUUGGGACAUGUUCCUGUUACUACCUCAAACUGCACUCCCUCGGUAGCUAACGGUUCUAACCAACCGAGUAAUUCACCGCAUGUUCCAAUGCAUGUCGCUGCUCAACCACUUUCUUUUCAAACGGGAGAAAUAAAUAGUUAUCACAACAACGCUUCUGUAUUGACACCUCAGUCCCAAAAUCUAAACCAGAUAUUUGAAAGCUUUUGCCAACCAAAGGCUCAACGAGAGAAUGCAACCGUGAAGGCUGAAGCUGAAGUGAUAUCUACAAAUCUCGAUUCUUCAUGUCUGCAACAACGUUCUUUUUCAUAUAAUGCAAGGUCCACACUCAAUAUGGAACAAGUCUUAUCAGGUAUCGGGACGCAAAGUCAUGGUAACGCUAAUAUGGAUCCAUCGUCAAGUGCCGUAAAUAUGUCUCGACGGCAAACCGAUGGAGGCCAAAUUUAUUAUCAGAAUUCUAACAACACUUCACUUCUCGGAGGAAUCCCAAUAUGUAGUAGUGCAAUGAGUAAUAAUAAUCUUCUAAGGAAAAAUAUGAUUAAUUGCUCGGUUUCAAAUCCUUUGAAGUUAUCAACUACUGAUUUUUCCGGAACACAAAAAGUAGGGUUUGGAAUCCAAAAUGAUAAUUCAACUACAUCAGCCAAUCAGAAGAUUCUCCCCAUUGAUUCAAAGUAUGCUCAAAAUGCUUCGGCUUCCACCGAUGAAAGGAUCGAUGACUUGCUUCAGGCUCUGAAGAUCCCAUCAUCUCUUCAUCAUAAGGAGCACGUGCCAAUGAAGGAGCACGUGCCAAUGAAUGAUCCUAUCCCUGGUUUUCUUCAUGAUUUGGAACUUGAAGAAGUGUGUACGCAACUUUCAUCUGGCGAUGACGACUUGUUUGAUGUCUUGGGCGUGGAUUUCAAAAGGAAUCUGCUGAACGGAAACUGGAAUACAUUGUUUGCCGAUGAAUCUGACGCCAAUGCAGAAAAUCUUGAUAAAAAGGCGACGUCUACUAAUUUUCCAGUUGUAGGUCAUGAUAAUAUUUAUCCGGUAAAUGAAGCAAUAUUAGGCAAUGGCAUCUUCUCUGGAACAAGCACUGGCCAUCUCUUAGAUGCCGUUAUCUCAAAAACUCAACCUGCUUCAAAUGAGAAUUCCGACGAAAUGUCUUGCAGGACUACAAUAACAAGGAUUAGUACCGCAUCCGUUCCUUCUACUGGCAUUCAGAUUAUUCGCGACCGUGUUGGCCAGGGGGCGCUGUUUGAUUUUCCCAAAGCGGAGAUUAAAACUAGCGCAGUGGAAACAAGUUCUCUUAGGUCUGGUUGCAGCAAAGAUAAUGUUGGAAACUGUUCUCAAACCACUUCCAUAUACGGUUCUCAACUUAGUUCAUGGGUGGAAAACGGUAGCAGCAGCCAUGUGAAACGUGAAGAUAGUGUUUCAACCGGAUACUCCAAGAGACCAGAUGAAGUUAGCAAACCAAAUCGUAAAAGGCUUAAACCUGGAGAGAACCCUAGGCCUCGACCUAAAGAUCGUCAAAUGAUUCAAGAUCGCGUGAAAGAGUUACGCGAAAUUGUGCCCAAUGGAGCAAAAUGUAGCAUAGAUGCUCUUCUUGAAAGGACCAUCAAACAUAUGCUUUUCUUGCAAAGUGUAACAAAGCACGCCGAUAAGCUGAAACAGAUGGGAGAAUCCAAGAUUCUUAGUAAAGAAGGUGGAUUGUUAUUAAAAGAUAACUUCGAGGGAGGGGCUACAUGGGCGUAUGAGGUUGGUUCACAAUCAAUGGUUUGUCCUAUCAUAGUUGAGGAUCUUAAUCAUCCCCGUCAGAUGCUUGUCGAGAUGCUUUGUGAGGAACAAGGUCUCUUUCUUGAAAUAGCCGAUUUAAUCAAAGGAUUAGGAUUAACUAUCCUAAAGGGCGUCAUGGAAGCUCGCAAUGACAAGAUUUGGGCACGCUUUUCUGUCGAGGCAAACAGGGAUGUAACAAGGAUGGAAAUAUUCAUGUCACUAGUUCGACUUUUGGAACAAACAGCAAAAGGAGGCGCAUCUUCAUCAAAUGCUGCCGUUGAUAACAACAUGAUGGUUUAUCAUUCGAUCCCGCAAUCCACCUAG